UUCAACAAAUGGUCUUUCAAUUCGAUCGGACAGCGAAGCUUAUUUUUCUUCAGCAAAUAUACUUACUUCUUUCACACCAGUUCAGCUCUAUUUCUGUUAUUUUAUAUUUAAUUUAUCAGAAUAAAACGCCACCGACUUUCUAGUUUCAGCAAUAAAAAUAGUUUAAACCAACUCAUAUCCAGAUUUUUCAGCAUAAAUUACAAACGGCGCUUUUUGAAGUUUCACUCAGUUUGACGGAAAUACUGCGUCUUUGAUCAGGAGCGCCAAAUGCGGCAUGUUUUUUAAACGUUUGGUACCGGAAAGCAGUUACCAUUCCUCAGCGCUUAAAAUUUUCUUCUGAUCUCUUAAUCAAAAAGUGGCAAAGAACUGGUUUUUUUACACUUUUGCAAUAAUUCAGUCAGAACAUUAUUGUUAAGCAUUGACCGUUGAAAAAAAAAGACAGGAAACAAUUUUUUCUCUGCAUAUAUUUCAUAUUUUUGUCACGCAAAGCCGAUCACCAAAUUGCAUUUUCAAAUUUUAAUUUCCCCGUUUUGAGAUUACUCGUGAAAAGGUAAACUCCUAUUUUAAGCACCUCUACAUGUUUAAUCAUUUUAUUUUGCAUAAAUUCCAAAGCAGCCCCUCAAAGCUCUUAGCCUCUUCACAAUUCAAAUCAAAGCGUUUUUUUUAGUUAUCUGACGCAAAACCAUUUUGUUAGGUUGUAUCUAUAAAAAUACUCGUCUGAAAAAAACAAGGACCCUUAAUGGCUUACAACAGCAGCUCCAGCGACCCUAGUAACUUAACAAUGACCUCGGGGCCAACAUCAAACGGGCCGGAUCGACCUUUACCUGUCGGCGAGGCUAUUUUCAUAGUUUUAGUCGUAGUCUCGACAUUUAUAAUCAACGUCCUUGUUAUUCUGGUUAUAACUCGCAAUGCCAGCUUGAGAAACAUUACUGGCUACUUUAUCAUCGCGCUUGCGUGUAGUGAUCUGCUCUACGGGGCCUGUUUUUCCUUCUCCAUUCCCUCGGUUAUCUAUCGCGAGUGGAUUUUUGGCGACUUCUUUUGUAGUAUUGACGGGUACCUCUACAACGUGACCUACCAUAACUCGAUUCACUCGUUUGUGUUUGUCACUAUAGACCGAUACAUCGCCAUAACGAGGCCCCUGCACUACCACCAAAUCAUGACCAGGAACAAGUGCUUCCUGAUUAUUGCGUUCGGCUGGGCAGUGUCGUUCGCGGCCGUAUCGCCGACUAUCUUCGGGUUCGGCUCGUUCGCCUAUCGACCUGAUGUCUACUGGUGUGGGAUUGCGUGGGGAAAUGACUGGCGUUAUACAGUGUACUGCACUUGUAUCUUCAUGCCAGAUCUGUUUGCCAUUCUCUUUUGUUACUACAGCAUCUGGAGAAUUUCCUACGAGCACUCCCAGGGUAUGCAGGAGCAUCAGGCGUUCCACGAGGACAUGAAAGAGAACCGCAACAAAGCCCUGCGAACCCUGAUCGUAAUGGGUGUGUCAUUUCUCAACGGGUGGUUCCCUUAUCUCCUUUCGAUGCUCUACGCGGGUAUUUCCCCCUACCCCAUACCUUACUCGGUCAACUUUGCAAUGGGGUGGGUGAGCACUAGCAACUCCUUCUGGGACUCCUUUCUUUAUAUUCUUUCGAGUCAGCCUAUGAAACAGGGUUUCAAAAAACUGUUCGCUCCAUGUUGUCGGAAGCUGUGCAGUUGCUGUGCGGAUAAAAAUGACCCGAUAAGGAAUGGAAUCUCGCUAGAUGUUGUUGACAAGCACAGCAAACAUAGUACUACGAACAACCACAUUAACAUCGACGUGUGAGCACUUCUGAACAAUACUUCAAGUCAUGAAUGAUGCGAUGAACAAUGAAUACACAAUUAAUACUAAAAGAACAAAAAUGACAUACAAGAAGUUCAAACUACGCAGAAUUAAAACACGUUUGACAAUACAAACUCGAACUGUAUACAAGGAAACCAUCAUGAUUCUAAACUUAACUUCCCACUUUUUAAGUUGCUGAUGCCUUUUGUUACUCAAACUAGAUGAAUAUUUAUUUUGGAGAAAUUAAUUAUUAUGUAAUAUUUGAAAUUGCUUAUUCAUUAAUAAUUGUAACUUAUUUGGAUCAGA
Messenger RNA from Symsagittifera roscoffensis, 2104 nucleotides. Its product is annotated as G-protein coupled receptor 52-like. The transcript has a single exon. Gene Ontology annotation, cellular component: plasma membrane. Lineage: Eukaryota; Metazoa; Xenacoelomorpha; Acoela; Convolutidae. Gene Ontology annotation, biological process: G protein-coupled receptor signaling pathway; phototransduction; cellular response to light stimulus. Gene Ontology annotation, molecular function: G protein-coupled photoreceptor activity. The record is from RefSeq and is a predicted model, not a curated record. The coding region runs from base 740 to 1801 and encodes 353 amino acids.